AAAUAUCUUCCUUUGUGUUCAAUUAAGUUGAUCUCUCUUCUCGCAAUUCGUAUCUCUUAUCUUUUUCAUAAAAUAAAUUGGAUUUUGUGCUUAUCUUCUCCUCACCUUCACCUUAUCACCUUUCCCUCUUCCUCCAUAUAAAUACUAGUGUGAUCCGUCAAAUUCAAUGUUCAAAAACGUUUCAAAUCCUCGUAACAAGCAUUCAGAAAGACACAAUUUCUUUGUUGUUGUUCCUUGUUCUGGAAAUAAUAAGCUGGAACGAAAAAUAAGCAGCUGGCAGAGAAGUUAUCAAAUCAUAAUAAUUAGGAGAUAAGAAGAUAAUUAGAACCAAAACAAGUGACUAAGUUUGAGAGAAAAUUGAAGACCUGGAGUGUUUUAAAAUCUGUUGGAUUGACGUACUGCUGGACCCUUGACUCAUUCAGAUUAAAUAUUUAUAUGAUAACAUGUGACUUAUGAAGGGCGGAUUAUUUGACGCUUCCAACCGCACCCACUUUCCUAUUGCAGAAUUGUACUACAAAAGAUUACCUACCUCGCAUCAUAAGCAAUUAUUAUUAGCAGCCUAAUGUAUUAGUGCGACACUACAUAUUUAAAGCAUUUCAGUUACCGUUCACCGUUAAUAAUGCAAGAGUAGCGUGAAUUCGUUCUGCUGUGAUUUCGUCAAAUUCAAAGUAAUUUUGUGCUUUACCAUAAUACCCUCCUAUUCCGUCGUCUUAAAUUUCUUCGUACGAGUCGUCGUAUACAGUUUAAUGUAAUCUCAAAGUUCAUGAUCUUUAACAACUUGUAAUCAGUCAGUGCCGGACACGGAAGAGAAUUUAUAUAUUUUUUAUAUACACAAUUCCUUGUAAAUCUAUUUAACUAACUGUCCUUUGAGGAAUCUAUUCUUUGCUAACUCAACUACAAAGCCAAUUCAAUAACAAAACGCAUAAUAUUCCUAAAAACAACCAAAGACGUACAAUUAAUUAUUAGUAUAAACAGUGAAAUUUAUAAGAUAACAAAUGGACGCUGCCGUAGAAGCACCGGAGCAUGCAGAGGCUGAGUCUCCGAGCAACCGUUUAGUUGGACUUUUGCUGCGACACGCGAGUCAAAAUUCGUUAGAUGAGAGUUCUCAAAGGAAUCAGUCUAAUUUGCCUGAAGAAGAUGAUUAUCGGCACUUGUACGAGAAUCAGUCCCAUUUUGGUAAAGCUUUCGGCAUGCUGGACACUUUGCGCAAAAACUCUUCCCUUUGCGACGUAACAUUAAUCGCUGAAGAGUUGGAAAUUCCAGCUCAUCGCAUGAUUCUGGCAGCAUGUUCUCCUUAUUUCUACGCAAUGUUUACCUCCUUCGAAGAAAAGGAUAAGGAAAAGGUCAAAAUACUUGGUGUUGAGCCUACCUCUCUCCAAAUCUUGGUGACUUACGUGUAUACAGGACAGAUCAGCAUUUCCGAAGAUAACGUGCAAACUUUACUGCCUGCUGCAAAUCUCCUACAGCUUCAUGAUGUGAAGGAGGCGUGCUCGGAUUUUUUAAAAUCGCAAAUUCAUCCCUCUAAUUGUCUGGGUAUUAGAGCAUUUGCCGACUUGCACGGAUGUCUUGAUCUCUUAACCGCUACAGAAACGUUUAUCGAAUUUAAUUUUGCGGAUGUGGUUGAAGGGGAAGAGUUUCUAUCAUUAAAUGUUCAAGAGGUAAUCGCCCUAAUUUCUAGCGACAAGCUUACUACAAGCGAAGAAACGGUUUUUGAGUCUGUGCUAAAUUGGAUCAACUAUGACCACGAGGGGAGACGGGAACAUGUCCCAACUCUCAUGGAAAAUGUUCGCCUUCCUCUUCUCUCUCAGGAUUAUUUGUUACAUCGCGUCGAUGAAGAACCACUCCUUCGCCUUAAUCCAACCUGUAAGGAUUUAUUGAUCGAGGCCCUCAAAUUUCAUUUACUUCGAGGGGAACAGAAAGCUACGUUUUCCAGUCCUAGGACUAAACCGAGACAGCCUAUUGGAUUGCCCAAAGUUUUAUUGGUGGUGGGUGGUCAAGCCCCGAAAGCAAUCAGAUGCGUAGAAUCCUAUGAUUUUAAGGAUGAACGUUGGAGACUUUUACCAGAUAUGCCGUCACGAAGAUGUAGAGCUGGCUUGGCUGUUGUACAUAACAAAGUUUAUGCCGUGGGAGGCUUUAACGGGUCUCUACGAGUGAAAACAGUGGACAUCUUUGACCCUCAAACAGGGAAAUGGACGACCGGACCUCCCAUGAAUGCUAGAAGAUCUACUCUGGGGGUGGCAGUGUUAAACCAUAAAAUUUAUGCGAUUGCUGGGUUUGAUGGCACGACCGGAUUGAAUACAGCUGAACUCUUCGACCCUGUCCGAGGGGAUUGGCAAACCAUCUCAUCCCUCUCCACCAGACGAAGUUCCGUCGGCGUAGGCGUUCUGAACGGGAUGGUCUAUGCUGUUGGAGGGUAUGACGGAGCAAGUCGCCAAUGCUUGUCUAGUGUGGAACGAUACGAUGCUGAAUUAGAUAGUUGGACGACAGUGGCAGAAAUGUCGGCGAGACGAUCUGGAGCGGGUGUUGGGGUCUUGGAAAAUGUAUUGUAUGCGGUUGGAGGACACGAUGGGCCUAUUGUCAGGAAAUCGGCCGAAAAAUUUGACCUAGUAUCUAAUAAAUGGACUUCUGUCGCGGAAAUGUCGACCUGCCGAAGGAAUGCGGGAGUGGUCGCACUCGGGGGGUACUUGUAUGUGGUAGGCGGUGAUGAUGGUACCUGCAACUUAUCUUCCGUUGAAGUUUAUGACCCAAAGACUGAUUCUUGGAAGCUGCUUAGUUCUUCACUGGUUAUGGGGAGAAGUUAUGCUGGAGUGAUCGUUAUCGAUAAGCCCUCGGGUUAUCAACAAUUUAGUUAGAGUGUCGCUGCUCAACCUCUUUCGUGUAUGCUACCAACAAGCCCUAUUAAGGGAUGGUCUGGAAUAAAUAGUAAAGCUUUUCAAAUGCAUUUACCUGUAGUUCAAACGUAAGGAAAAUUUCCAUGAAAAUUUGCAUUUCUUUUCUUCACCAUUCAUCCCGGAUCAUCCCUUACACACAUUUACUGAUUUACUAUGUCAGUAUGUAAUCGUAUGUAAUGUCGAAAGUAAAAUGAGACCUUAGCUAUCGUAACGAAAUAUGCAAUUAAAGAUGAUGCUUCACGUAUGUACGUAUAACCGUA
This is a messenger RNA of Folsomia candida, 3151 nucleotides long. RefSeq names its product ring canal kelch homolog (gene kel). Gene Ontology annotation, molecular function: protein binding. Lineage: Eukaryota; Metazoa; Arthropoda; Collembola; Entomobryomorpha; Isotomidae. The record is from RefSeq and is a predicted model, not a curated record. The coding region runs from base 996 to 2852 and encodes 618 amino acids. The transcript is spliced from 13 exons.